CUGAUGGUAUCUCAGAGGCAGUGAGGUAGACCUACAACAAGGUGCUCAUUGUUGUGAGGAAACCUUAUCCUUUUUUAUUAAAUUAAUUGGCCUAUCGCUAGGGCUGCUACACGACUCCAUUUAAGUCAAUAUUUAAUAUUAUAUAUUUAUUAAAGUCUGUAAAAUAUAUUGGAAAUAUUGGAUAUUUAAACGACUGAUUAGGAUACAUCAUGGAUCGAAUGGAUCAAUUGGGGUUGAAAUCCAUGAACAUGGAGUUUGAGGACGGCUUCUUUGAUUAUGGGACGGAGGAAAUAACAGAUGAUCAAGACCCGAGUGAACUUCUCGCCGCUUUGAAACAAAAGGAGGAAGAGGUUAUUUUGGCAGCGCAGCUGGGAAACGCAUUGCUGCUGGAAAACCGUCAGUUGAAAGAUCGGAGCGAAAAGCUUCAGGAGCAAUGCACAGACAAACUUGAGUUGCUGGAGCAGGGCAGGCAUGAGCUGCGUCUGAAGCUGACCAGCUGCCAGUUGCAGUGGGAGAGCCAGGUGGGGGAGCUGGAGCGUGAUGUGAGUGAGCUGAGGGCCCAGGUGGAGAGGCUGACUCAGGCCGUUGACGAGGCCGAGAGGGAGAAGGGCCAGGCCCAGCAGCACCACGCCGAACACGCCCAGCGACUGCGAGAGCAGCUCCGUACCGCCAUGGAGGUGGAGAGAGCCAUGUCCAGUGAGCUGCAAGCUCUAAAGGAACAGCUCAACCAAGCGGGAACCCAUAGCAGUACCCAGGACGACGAGCUGAUCAGUGCCAUGAGGGAGCAGGUGAUGCGUCUGACCCAGAGGGAGCAGGCUUUGGAGGAGCGUCUGGCGAGUAUGUGUCAGGAGAACGCAGAGCUGAGGGAGAGCCUAGCCUCCAUACAAACUCAGCUGGCCCUGCAGGACCAGCACAACCAGCAGCAGAGCCAACAGCUGAGCGAGGCGCGGGGGGAGGUAGAGAAGGAGCAUGGCCGAUCCCGGGAGCUGCAGAUCCAGCUGGAUGAGCUGCAGGAGGAGGUGUCCUUCCAGGAGGCCAGGAGCCACGGGGACUCCUCCCUGCUGUCAGAGCUGGAGAGCAGCCUGGCUACAGCAGAGAUGGGCCUCAGCACAGAACAGGUGAGGCAAGAAGUGUCUUUGGCAAUCCAGUUGCUUCUUCCGUUGACCCGGGGCACGGAUGCACCAGGGUGCCUUCAUGUUGGGGGGGACAUGAAAGCCUUGCUCUGCCAGCUGACGGACACGGCAAGAAGCCUGGCCGACUCCGGCUGCCCACAGGAGAUGAAUUCAGCCUUUGUGGAUUGGAGGAGUGAUCUGUGUGGGAACCCGAGCGCUUCAGAGCUCCGGGAUCAGAACACUGAUUUGCAGCAGAAGAAUGCAGAGUUGCGGACAGAACUGGAACACCAACAGGAGCAGAAAGAGGUCGUACAACAGGCCAUCAAAGAUCGAGAUGAAGCCAUAGCCAAGAAGAACCUAAUGGAGAUGGAGCUUGUGAGGAGUAAAAAUGAGAUGAUGUCUCUGAACAACCAGCUUCUGGAAGCCAUCCAGCGCAAACUGGUGCUGUCACAGGAGCUAGAGGCCUGGCAGGAGGACAUCCAGAUCAUCAUCAACCAGCAGCUGAAAGCACAGCAACAGUCAGAGCAACUGCAGAGAAAUCCUCCGCACUCCAAUGGCAUGUCCUUCUUCAGAAAGCCCAACACCACACCAGCAACCUCCCCUCGGACCGGCCAGCCCACCUCCUGGGGGUUGGAAGUGGACCAGGAGAAAGCCCAGUCCCCCUGGAAGCAGUGGCUCAGGCUGGGCAAGCGGGCGCAGCACAGCAAAUGAUGUGGAGCAGCACUCACUGGAACACCGUGUCACACACACACACACACACACACACUCACACUGGCGUGGAGAGCCAGGCCAGUCAGAGAGACUGCCUGGCGGAACAUGGGGCCCAGAUGUAGCCGGGACAUCCUACAGGGAUAGAGGAACCAAGCAGACUCAGGACCAGCAGCCAGGACCAUGUGUUUAUGAGUAAAUUAGUUUACAAUGCAACUCCUUCAGCUCCACUGUUGGAAGUCUGGAGCACCUGUGAACAAACCAAUGGGCAAAUGUACAUUUGUCUACAUUUCAUUAAGAAGCUAAGCCCUCCUUGAAAUAGGGAAUGUGACAAAUGGAGACUUUUUUUUCUUUUUUUGUAAGACUAUUACACCUGUCACUGUAAACAUAUAAAAGCUUUUUUGUAUAACAACAAAACUAUCACCAAACUGUACAUGUAGAAGUUUGUUGGUAUUUUUGGUAAGCAAAGUUACAUUAUUUAAUAGAAGAUUAUUGCAAUUAUGAAAGGAAAAUGGAUGGGAUGACUUCUUAGUUUAUACGAUAGCUGUUAUCUAUAAGAUUGUAUUUAGUACUUUCGUGUGCAAAACCCCCUACUCUUAUAUAUUAUUUGCCAAGCAAUAUGACUGAAUAUUAUGAUGACGAUGAUGAUGAUGAUGAUGAUGAUGAGGAUGAUAGUAUAUAUCGGUUAAUCAUAAAUAACCUAGUCAUUGUUUUUCUUUUUUUACAUUUUAUACUAUGUAUAAUAUCAAAGUUAAAAUGGUAUGUUGGUCCACACUUCACUUUAGUCGCUAUUUUUGUGUCUUAUGUGUUGAAAUUUACAUUUCAAAUGGUAUGAAUCCAGAUUUCUACAAUAUCACAAUGCAAACCUAAGAGGUUUGAUUCUUCGCAACACUCAGAAACAGGUUGUUGCAACUGUUUACACUAAAGUGUUAAAAUAAUAGAAGGAAUGUUGAAUAUAUUACUCUGUUGUAAUGUACAUUGAUAUAGCCUGAAACCGCUACACACUCACCUUUUAUAUCCAUCAUCACAUUUUAAAUAAAGUAUUGACAGAGAAUGACUACAUUGUGUGUAGAAAGUGUUUAUGCAAUCAGAGCAGAGAUUAUUGCAACCAUUGUUUGUUGAUAUAUAAUUUGUUUGACAACAAUUUUACAAUUGUUUCAUACAAAAAGUACAUCUGUUGCUAUUUUUUGUUUUUAUUGUUUUAUGAUUUGUACCUUUGCUAUUGUUCCACACAAUUAAAGUAACAACCAAACUA
Messenger RNA from Gadus morhua (Atlantic cod), 3075 nucleotides. Its product is annotated as BICD family-like cargo adapter 1. Lineage: Eukaryota; Metazoa; Chordata; Actinopteri; Gadiformes; Gadidae. The record is from RefSeq and is a predicted model, not a curated record. Gene Ontology annotation, biological process: Golgi to secretory granule transport; vesicle transport along microtubule. The transcript is spliced from 10 exons. Bases 210 to 1823 code for a protein of 537 amino acids.